This is a messenger RNA of Dendronephthya gigantea, 700 nucleotides long. RefSeq names its product choline transporter-like protein 5. Bases 1 to 330 code for a protein of 109 amino acids. NCBI's taxonomy places the organism in Eukaryota, Metazoa, Cnidaria, Anthozoa, Malacalcyonacea, Nephtheidae. The record is from RefSeq and is a predicted model, not a curated record. The transcript has 5 exons.
AUGUCAUUCAACCUGGUAUUGAACCAUGUGAUGCCCAGGUUGAUAAUAUGUAUAUUUGUUUCAGUUUUGCACCGUUGCAUUCCAACAGUGUUUGGUAGUACAGCGAAAGAUAUCUUGGAUUCUGAUAAAAAAGCAUUAAAAAAUAGCAAAGAGCUCAAUGUAACAACAACAGAGCUGGAGGAAGGAUCAGAGGUUGUUCAAGCCUUGAUUGACUUGCAAAAUGCUGGUUUGAAGGUUCUUGAAGAUGUCAGCAAUUCAUGGUGGCUGAUAUUAGCUGGUUUCGGUAUUGCAAUGGUCGCCUCCUUUCUGUACAUUGUCACUAUGAGGUGAGUUAACGUUGUGAAGGAGCCAUGUAUGAGCAGCUACCACUCGCUCAGGACAUGGCUGCAUCGUACAUGGCUCCUUCAGGUAGAAUCCUGGAUAAUACUUUCUUCGGGCAAAAAUAUAACUGGCAUUUUUGAAACAUAGUAGAGGUUCCAGGUUCCAGUCAACGUUCCAGUCCUGGCCACGUUUUUCCGAGCACAGGAAAUUAUUCGCGCAGUAAUAAUAAUUUUGGCAAAAGAACUUCCUUGGGUCUGCCCUGGGAGGGGUGCCCGCCAGCGAUAACGUAAUGCUUGCUUUCAUCAACGUAUUUUCUGAAAUAUUUUGCCUUGCUUCCCCACAAGAUCCAUACGGAGGGUUGGGCCACUUUGUUAAUGUU